GAAAUUGAAGUCAACUCUCCUAUCGGCCACACCGAAUCGCGGGCUGUUGAGUUUCAGUCCGUGACCUCGAGCUGUGGCGCCACAGGGUACACCUACACUAGUCCGUUGCCAUAUGCCAUCAGCUCAACAGUGGCCCCUCCGGACUUGUCCGCAUCCCCGACCAUAGGGGCUCAGAGUUGGUCAGCCCAACGCAUGUCAGCAGAUUGCGCCACCACGUACCACGUCCAAGACGGCGAUACCUGCGACAGCAUUUCUAUUGCUCAGAGCGUCUCGAGUAGGGAUCUGGUAGAGGCGAAUGAACAUCUUGACAAUUGGUGCGGUGGUCUCGGCGCAGGACAAGAAAUGUGUCUGCCUGCGCAGUGUAAACUGCACCUACUGACGACCGAGGAUUCGUGCGAAUCCUUGUUAAGGCAAUAUGGAGUCUCGCCCAAGGACCUUUCGGAGUGGAACCCAAAACUCUACAUCCAAUGUGACGGGUUCAGUCAGAUCAAUACAGGUUAUAUUUGCGUCGGGCCUCCAAUCAUCCCUAAAAAGUCACCGGAAACCUCACCAGCACCUGGGAAAAGCAAUUCCACCAUUAACAUCAGUGCUUCCUCACCGGCGGCGACGAGCACUACGGUCCAUCAGACAGCAGUGCUACCAUUGAAGGAAUCUUCAACAACUCAGGCUUCAAUGGAUGAAAAUGUGUCCAGUGGAGGGCCAAUUGGGGAGACCACCGGGGUGUUCUUCAGCAUCGAAUCAUCAAUUCCCUCUCGUUCAGAGACAAGCAAAGCCCAAGAUCCUACCUCAUCUGUACAGGUUUAG
Molecule: messenger RNA, 804 nt
Organism: Colletotrichum lupini
Lineage: Eukaryota; Fungi; Ascomycota; Sordariomycetes; Glomerellales; Glomerellaceae
Product: LysM domain-containing protein
Exons: 2
Source: RefSeq, a predicted model, not a curated record